AUGAUGAUGUCCCUGAGCAGCAAGCAGCCCUUCGGCCUCCCUCACGGCGGCAGCGGCGGCGGCAGCGGCGGCCUCCACGAAACCAAGUACUCGGCCCUGCACACCGCCUCGCCCUGCCCCUCCGCCGGCGCCGCCGCCCCCGCCGCCAGCUCCCCCAGCAGCACCGGCACCGGCGGCUCCGCCGGACGCGGCUCCGGCUCCGGUCCUGGCUCCGGCUCCGGCAGCGGCGGCUCCGGCUCGGGCUCCGGCCCCGGCGGCGGCGCGGAGGCGAUGCGGCGGGCCUGCCUGCCCGCCCCUCCGAGCAAUAUAUUCGGCGGUCUGGACGAGAGCCUGCUGGCCCGCGCCGAAGCCCUGGCAGCGGUGGACAUCGUCUCCCCGAGCAAGAGCCACCACCACCACCACCCGCCGCACCACAGCCCCUUCAAGCCGGACGCCACUUACCACACCAUGAACACCAUCCCCUGCACCUCGGCCGCCUCCUCCUCCUCGGUGCCCAUCUCCCACCCGUCCGCCCUGUCGGGCACCCACCACCACCAUCACCACCAUCACCACCAUCACCACCAGCCCCACCAGGCGCUGGAGGGGGAACUCUUGGAGCACCUGACGCCGGGGCUGGCUUUGGGGGCUAUGGCAGCCCCCGACGGCGCCGUGGUCUCCACGCCGGGCCACGCUCCCCACAUGGCCGGCAUGAACCCCAUGCACCCGGCGGCGCUGGGCAUGGCCCACGCCCACGGGCUGCCGGCCCACAUGGGCUGCAUGAGCGAUGUGGACGCCGACCCCCGCGACUUGGAGGCCUUCGCCGAGCGCUUCAAGCAGCGCCGCAUCAAGCUGGGGGUGACCCAGGCCGACGUGGGCUCGGCGCUGGCCAACCUGAAGAUCCCGGGGGUGGGCUCCCUCAGCCAGAGCACGAUCUGCCGCUUCGAGUCCCUGACCCUCUCCCACAACAACAUGAUCGCCCUCAAGCCCAUCCUGCAGGCCUGGCUGGAGGAGGCCGAGAAGUCCCACCGCGAGAAGCUGGCCAAGCCCGAGCUCUUCAGCGGCGCGGAGAAGAAACGCAAGCGGACCUCCAUCGCCGCCCCCGAGAAGCGCUCGCUGGAGGCCUACUUCGCCCUCCAACCCCGGCCCUCCUCCGAGAAGAUCGCCGCCAUCGCCGAGAAGCUGGACCUAAAGAAGAACGUGGUCCGCGUCUGGUUCUGCAACCAGCGCCAGAAGCAGAAGCGCAUGAAGUACUCGGCCGGCAUCUGA
Messenger RNA from Apus apus (common swift), 1245 nucleotides. It is a transcript of the gene POU4F2, whose product is annotated as POU class 4 homeobox 2. The record is from RefSeq and is a predicted model, not a curated record. The coding region runs from base 1 to 1245 and encodes 414 amino acids. The transcript has 2 exons. Gene Ontology annotation, molecular function: DNA-binding transcription factor activity, RNA polymerase II-specific; RNA polymerase II cis-regulatory region sequence-specific DNA binding. Gene Ontology annotation, biological process: regulation of transcription by RNA polymerase II. NCBI's taxonomy places the organism in Eukaryota, Metazoa, Chordata, Aves, Apodiformes, Apodidae.